Molecule: messenger RNA, 620 nt
Organism: Bufo bufo (common toad)
Lineage: Eukaryota; Metazoa; Chordata; Amphibia; Anura; Bufonidae
Product: protein SPT2 homolog
Exons: 2
Coding region: 25-507 (160 amino acids)
Source: RefSeq, a predicted model, not a curated record
GUGGAGGACUCAGGAAGCAUCAGAAUGGGAGUAGCAAAGGAGCUGGGAAGCAUCAGAAUGGGAGUGGCGGAGGAACAGGGAAGCAUCAGAACAGGAGUAGCAAAGGACCCAGGAAGCAUGGGAUCUGGAGAGGUGGAGGACCUGGGAAGCAUCAGAAUGGGAGUGGUGGAGGACCAGGGAAGCAUUGGAAAGGAAGCAGCAAAGGACCUGGGAAGCAUCGGAACAGGAGUAGCAAAGGACCUAGGAAGCAUCGAAACAGGAGAGGCGGAGGACCCGGGCAGCAUCGGGAGUAGCAAAGGAACUGGGAAGCAUUGGAACUGGAGAGGUGAAGGACCUGGGAAGCAUUGGAACUGGAGAGGUGAUGGACCUGGGAAGCAUUGGAACUGGAGAGGUGGAGGACCCGGGAAGCAUCAGAACCGGAGUACCAAAGGACUACGAAAGCAACAGAACAGGAAAGGCGGAGGACCCGGGAAGCAUCGGAACGGGAACAGCAAAGGACCUGGGUAGCAUCGGAACAGGAGCAGUGGAGGCCUAUUUAAGUAAUUCUAACCUGUAGAAUAAAAUAAAUGUUACUGUCCGGACAGCCCCUUCAGUGUCCACCCCUGUAAUCUGCUCUUAUU